Messenger RNA from Triplophysa dalaica, 2780 nucleotides. It is a transcript of the gene ppm1ba, whose product is annotated as protein phosphatase, Mg2+/Mn2+ dependent, 1Ba. Gene Ontology annotation, molecular function: magnesium ion binding; manganese ion binding; protein serine/threonine phosphatase activity. NCBI's taxonomy places the organism in Eukaryota, Metazoa, Chordata, Actinopteri, Cypriniformes, Nemacheilidae. The record is from RefSeq and is a predicted model, not a curated record. Bases 421 to 1593 code for a protein of 390 amino acids. Gene Ontology annotation, biological process: positive regulation of canonical Wnt signaling pathway; protein dephosphorylation; negative regulation of canonical NF-kappaB signal transduction. The transcript has 6 exons. Gene Ontology annotation, cellular component: nucleus; cytosol.
GGGCGCGCGGCCGUCGAUGGUACUGAGUAGUGCACGUCACCUGUCUCUAUCAUGUAGCUGGAAACGCUAGCACGACUCAAAAUUCUUCAGCGAUUCGGCCUUUACGACCAACAUUGAGGUCGCACUCAAAGUUUCCUUCAGCCAAGGUGAAACAAAUUGUCAAAGAUGUUUGCUAAAACUAUGGAGCCCAACCGAGAGCCGCUGAGGGCAGAACUGACCGUGUAAAUUGAACCGCAUUAGCUAGCCAGCUAGCUGGGUUUACCUUCAUCUACGCUAGUCGAGUCGAGCUAAUAUCAUUCACGGCCAAAGUCUUUAGAUGUUAAGGGAGACUGUUUACGAUAAGGCAAACUCGACAGCAGCCUGGAACGUGGCGUCUUCUGGACGGGAUAUUUCGACCUGAGAAACACGGAGGCCUGAGCCAUGGGGGCAUUUUUGGACAAGCCCAAAACGGAGAAGCACAAUGCUCACGGAGAAGGAAACGGCCUGCGUUUUGGCCUGAGCAGUAUGCAGGGAUGGAGAGUUGAGAUGGAAGAUGCACACACUGCAGCUGUGGGCCUGCCGCACGGUCUGGACGACUGGUCCUUCUUUGCGGUCUACGACGGCCACGCAGGCUCCCGUGUCGCUAAUUACUGCUCCAAGCAUCUGUUGGAACACAUUGUUGCCGUGGGGUCGGCAGAUGAACUGCGGAGGGCCGGAGCUCCAGCGCCCGAGACGCCGGCCAUAGAUGCGGUGAAGAGAGGGAUCCAUGCCGGCUUCUUGAAGAUCGACGAGCACAUGCGCAGCUUCACAGACCUGCGGAAUGGGAUGGACCGAAGCGGCUCAACCACGGUCGGUGUACUGCUCUCUCCAGAACACCUGUAUUUCAUCAACUGUGGGGAUUCGCGUGCCCUUCUCUGUCGCAACGCUCACGUCUGCUUCUCUACACUGGACCAUAAACCCUGCGACCCAAGGGAGAAAGAACGCAUUCAAAAUGCAGGUGGCUCGGUGAUGAUCCAGAGGGUCAAUGGAUCGUUGGCUGUUUCUCGUGCACUUGGUGAUUAUGACUACAAGUGUGUAGAGGGCAAGGGCCCAACGGAGCAGCUUGUGUCGCCAGAGCCAGAAAUCUUCGAGAUCGCCCGGUCAGAUGCGGAGGAUGAGUUUGUGGUGCUGGCGUGUGAUGGUAUCUGGGAUGUGAUGAGCAACGAGGAGCUGUGUGCUUUUGUGCGUUCGAGGCUGGAGCUGACGAAUGACUUGGAGAGAGUUUGCAACCAGGUGGUAGAUACCUGUCUACACAAGGGAAGUCGAGAUAACAUGAGUAUUGUAUUAGUCUGUUUGCCAAAUGCACCCCAGGUGUCAGAGGAGGCGGUGAAGAAAGACGCUGAGUUGGACAAGUACAUUGAGUCACGCUUGGAAGAGCUCAUAGAGAAAGCAGGGGAAGGAGGCGUGCCGGAGCUAGCACAUGUCAUGAGCAGCCUUUCCCAAGAGAAUAUCACUAACCUCCCACCAGGGGGCGGACUUGCCAGCAAGCACAGUGUUAUUGAAGCAGCGUACAAGCGGUUGAUCCCCCAAAGAGAAGAGGACAGUAGUGCUGCUGACCUUGAGGACCCCUGUUAGUCGUCCCUGGUAGAACUCUUCUUCUCUACACAGACAUCAGUCAUGUUCCUUUUUCCCGAAAUCAAGAGAUUCAACGGACAGUCUUUCAAGAGUCACAACACAAUGGAAACCGUUCAACCAAAAGCAUUACAAACACUUUUUCUAAUAGAAGAGGGAAAGUUCCUGUUUGAAAAAUCUCAACUAAAUUACAAAAUACACAUAGAAUUAAAACUGUUUUCUUGCUUUAUUUGUGGUGGCUGUGGGUGUUCAUUUUGAAACUAAGGAUGUUUUUGUGGGUUGGACCCAUGAACGUGCUGUGGUGCCUUUUUCUGUUGGCUACAAAGAUGCCCUGAGCCCAGGAUACAAUGGAGAAACUCGGCUAUGCGAUACCACUGCAGCCCCUGGUACGGCUCACUGAGUUGAAGCGAGGAUGUAUUUGACUGAUGAAUGUGUGUGGAACAUGUUUUCAAGAAUCGCUUCAUUUACUACAUAACCUGUGUGGAAAGGUUUGAAGCUUGUUGGCUUUAUGCAGCUUCCUUCCUUCCCCUCUCAACGUGUGCUGAUUGACCUUUCGUUUCGCAGGUUAUCACUUCAUUGGUUGUCGAAAGCUUUUUAAUCCUGCUGUUUCAGAGAAUAUAGAAUAUAGAGAGAGAAAUAUAUAUAUAAAUUCAUAUAUAUUUUUUAUUUUUCCGAAGUUUGAUGUUCUUUGUGGCUUAACGUUUGAGAAGCAAUAGAGCUGUGUUGGUGGAGACUGACGUCAUGCAAAUUGUGUUUUUUGACAAAUUUGAGAUUUUAAAGUAAUGUACUUGUGUAUCCCAUGAACUGUGGGUGUUGACGGCUAAAAGGGAUUGUUACUGCCUACCAAAGCCACGCAGCUUUUCUCAGCUCCCCUCUGUGUUUAUAUAUCUAGGUCUUCUUUUCCUAUCUGGCCUCACUUACACAACGCAGAUGUGAACUUGCAGCAACCUGCCUUUGUUUUUCCUUUUUCUGGUUUUCCCAGAAUAUAUUGUAAAGUGGUGUUUUGGUAAUCUGAACAUGGAAAUACUAGCUUUAUGAUGAAUUCACAGAUUGUUUUCCGAUUCAUUAUACAAGUGUAAUGUUGGUUUUACUCAAGUAUAUUUUCCUGCAGUCAACGAUUGACAGUACUUAUUGGCCUCAAAACCUGAAAGGUGACAUUGAACAGAACAAUAAAGAUAAAGGAAAAGGAA